This is a messenger RNA of Hyalella azteca, 3022 nucleotides long. Its product is annotated as protein arginine N-methyltransferase 1. Gene Ontology annotation, biological process: peptidyl-arginine methylation. The transcript has 10 exons. NCBI's taxonomy places the organism in Eukaryota, Metazoa, Arthropoda, Malacostraca, Amphipoda, Hyalellidae. Gene Ontology annotation, molecular function: protein-arginine N-methyltransferase activity. Gene Ontology annotation, cellular component: nucleus. The record is from RefSeq and is a predicted model, not a curated record. Bases 142 to 1803 code for a protein of 553 amino acids.
AGAUUGGCUACAGAUCAUACUAAUAACCAUUUUAACUUUCCAGUUGAAUUCUGACCUACUUCUACUUGGGCCUGUGUGGAAGACUUCUACUUCCUAAUCUACAAGUUAGAAGCAAAGUCUUCAUACUGUAGCUGUCAAAUAAUGGAAGAUUCAGAUAUGCCUCCUCUGGCAGCCCAGGCUGAGUUUGCAAAUACUUCCAGCACUUUCUGUAAUGGAUCCGGUCUAGUAAAUAAUUCACAGCUUUCAAAUGGCUGCCAACACUUGGGUCAAGAUGAUGACUCAGAGGACAACGAAGAAGACUUUGAUUUCCCUGUAUCUCAAGGGGAAGAUGGAAAGAAGACAGUUGAAGAAUUUAUUGGAAGACAAGAUUGUCAAUGUCUGGGUUGCCCAAAAGUUUUAGAGAAUCCUGAGUCUGUGAUAACUCACAUGUUGGCUGAGCAUCAAUUUGAUUUGAUUAAACUUUGUUUGUCGCAAAAAGUUGAUCAAAUAUCUUAUGUUAAAGUAAUUAAUUUUUUAAGGAAGCACUCCAAUGCAUUAGAUAAAAUUCAGAGUGACACAUUUCAAGUAGCUAAGCUUGAUGACUCUUACAUGAUGCCUCAUGUGAGAGAUGAUGCCUUCCUGAGAUUUGAUAUGGAAGGUCAUCUUGAAUACCUGCACUCUGAAGGCAUUGCUUCAAACAUCUGCAACAGCUAUCAGGUUAAUGGAGAAGAUUCUGAAACCCAUGCCGAGGUUGAGGCUGAACGAGAAGAACUCAGAGUUAUCGUGCGAAAACAGCGUGAAAUGCUCAAAAGGUUUGCCAGUGACAUGCUGGAUAAAUCUGAAUACAAGAAAGAAGAAAUGGUUGGGAUGCGCACCAUUGAAGAUGAUGCUGGAUAUUUUGACUCUUACUCAAACUAUGAAAUCCACCACGAGAUGCUCAGUGACACGGUGCGCACAACAGCUUACCGUGAGGCGAUCUUGAGUAAUGCAUCAGUGAUAGAAGGGAAGCGAGUGUUGGAUCUGGGCUGCGGGACUGGAAUCCUCUCCAUGUUCUGCGCGCAAGCUAAGGCUGCUGCAGUGCAGGCCAUAGACAUGGCAUCUGUGGCAUUUGACGCAAUGGAAAUUAUCAGAACCAACAAGCUUGAUGGAGUCGUCCAGGUGACACGAGGACGUCUCGAAGAUCAAGACUAUCCCAAGAAGUUUGACAUCAUCGUCUCCGAGUGGAUGGGCUACUUCUUGCUCUUUGAAGGCAUGCUCGACUCAGUCAUCUAUGCCAGGGACAGGUUCCUAGCACCUGGCGGCCUCAUGAUGCCCAACCGAUGCACACUUCACAUCAUUGCCAUUGAUGACAAAGAGAUGUACGCUCAGUACAGCCAGUUCUGGAAUAACGUGUAUGGUUUUGACAUGAGCUGCAUAGCCAGGAAGUGGCUCCAGGCUGCUAGCACCAUCACUGUCAGAGAGACUACGAUUGCCACUUCCACAGCUCAAAUAGCCGAGUUUGACCUGAACAAAUGCACCAUCGCCGACACGCAGUUUGUCUCCGACUUCUCGCUCGUCGCCUCGAGAACCACUAGUCUGACCGCCUUCGCGGGCUACUUCAACACCCACUUUGAUUUGCCGCACUCCGUGUCCUUCAGCACCAGCCCCACUGUGAAGACCACGCACUGGAAGCAAACAGUCUUCCUUUUGCCAGAGCCUCUGCCCAUCAACGAAGGUGAUGAGAUGAAGCUUUCAAUCUCUGUGAAGCGACACCCUCACGACGUGCGAGCUCUGGAGGUGAACUUCAAGCUGCCCGACAAGACGCUUCACUACACAGUGGACUAGUGCGCAGCACUGUACUGCACUGUGCUGCGUGCUGAGGCGCGCUAGUGCUGCUGCAGUGCAGGCAUUCCGUAUCGUAGUGUCAUGGCUGACCCUUAAUCAUAUUUAUUGUUGAGUCAAUUUCACCGUUGCAUUAUAAGUAUUGUUUCACCAUUGUUUUGUGUCAAUUUAGCGCGUUUUCGGUAGGUCUCCUGAAACGAAUCGUGAGACAAGGAAUAGCUAGAGCAUUCCCAUGUGCGUACAUAGAUUCAUGUCUAGUUUAAAAUUCAUUCAAAUAGCUCCCCAUUCGAAAUAGUUUGCAACUUUUUUCGCUACUGUUUUACUCUUAUUAUAUGCUAGAGGCCCCUGAGAAUGCGAUAAUUCUAUAUUAUUUAAAACAAUUCCGACUUGAAACUUGCCCCUAGUGUACUCAUUUUCUACCUCCCUCUAGUGUUUCGUUCACUUGUGAUUUUAUUAAUUAUUUAUGUUUUUUGGUGUUUAUACGUACAUUGACAUUACUUUUAACUCUCUCUGUCCCUGAGAGUAGCUAUUUAUUUCAGCGGUGCCUGCCAACGUGAUAGCUUAUUGUUUCUGUAUCGUGAAAGGUGCCUCCAUUCCGUAUGAAGGCGGUAAUUUUUAUGGAUCCAUGAAACGCCUAAGCAAAUAAUGUCCAGAUAACAUCUUUAGGACAUUUGACUUAGACUACAAGCUAUCAAUUGAUCAUCUGCAUGACUUUUUAUGAGAAGCUGUUGAUUUUGUUUUGUGAAAAACAUUUUCGAAAAUUUCUGCCAAAUUAAUCUCGAUGUUAAUUACAAACGACCAGAACUAUAAGAUUCCUAUAUUUCGCAAAUUAUUUCUGAACUGAUGGAUCGAGCGUGAAUACCCAAAUCGAGUUGAAACUGAACGCUUGAGUUCAGUUUUUGUGUUGAUGAAAACAAGCUUUUUAUGUAUAUUUUUUUUAAUUGGAAACCCAACGGGAAUAAAAGAAAGAUAAAUUCAUUGUUCUUUCAUAAGGAAGUGUGAUCCUCGUACACCCGAGCCUGUUGUGGAUGUGUCAGUUUAUCUCAGCUGUCAACUGCAUGCUUAUUAUUCUGCAAUGCAACCAGGGAAGUUUGCGCUUUCUCCGUGUCUAGCUGCUACAGCUGGUCCUGAAGAUUGGCUGUGCUCUUCAAACCCAGUUUUUAUCUGCGAUCUCAAAUUUAAAUUCAGCUUAAUACCAUUUAUUUCACUCAAUAAGUACUUG